AUUGAUGGUGUAUUGCAUGAACAUAUAUAGAAAUAUAACAAACCACUCAAAAAUUACCAAAAUAGAGAAUUAUGGGGACUUUUGUAGGGCAUUUUGUACCUGGUUUGGCUUUAACAAUUCUUGGUCUAUGGCACAUUAUCAACACCAUCAGAUCAUAUUACCUCAAAGGUCCUUCUAAUUUCAUCUCAAAAUUUUGGUACCCCUUCAAUAAUUCUUUGUUGAAGCUGAAGGAGUUGGAGCUCAUCCUCAUCCUGUCCUUUUCGGUCCUUGCAAUCAUCCUCCAAGUCCUUGAUUACCCUGCUUUUCAUCUCAGUUUCAAGCUUGACAACUUUGAGCAUGCAACCAUGUUCAUCCAUCUCGCGAUCUUCACAGGUUUUGCCUACUAUGCUGAGUCGGAUCAGAUAUCUGAAUCAGUCUCUAGUCUUGUUGGAAUCAUGGCUGCAUCAGUUUUCGGUCAAGAGCUCUUCCUGCUUCAUUUCCACUCAACUGACCAUGUUGGCCUUGAAGGCCAGUACCACGGGCUGUUGCAGCUCAUUGUGUUGGUUUCAUUCCUUGCAGCUGUAGCAAUGACGGUCUUCCCUGCUAGUUUCCCUGCAGCGCUUGUGCUUUCUGUUUCUGUUGUUUUCCAAGGGUGUUGGUUUGUUAACAUGGGAUUCAUGCUAUGGGUUCCCAAGUUAAUCCCAAAAGGUUGCUUUCCACAAAUGGAUAAAGCUGGCAGUAGUGAGAUGAUGCAUGGAGCAGUCACUUGUGGAUCCCCUGAGGCAGAUUUUAGAGCACGAGCCUUGGCUAACUUGCAGUUCAGUUGGAUACUCGCAGGAAUUCUGAUGUUCACAGGAGUUUCUUCCAUGAUUCUGGCUAGAAAAGGCGUUCCAAGAAUCUGGCAAUUGACAGCUUAUGAACAGCUUCAGAAUAGGAAAUCUGAAUCUCCAGUAACUAUUGAAUGCUUCAAGCAACCUCUUGAUCAUUAGAUGUCUCUACCAGUCUUUUUUCUCAGAUCAGUGUAUUAUAUAACCCGGGUUAUGUAAAAUGUUUCUAAGCAUUAGUGCAACAUGGACUGCAAUCUAAAUUUUAUAGAUCCUGAUAAACGCGAUCAAUCCUGACACUCAGAAGGAUCUUAAUGUUCAUAGGUUCUUACAAUCCUACUUGGAUAACAGAUAAUUGAAAUAUCAGGAAAAUGUGAUUGUACAAUCUCGAGAUCCAAAAAGCUGAUCCUACAGUAUUAUGUAGCUACAUAUACAAAUUGCUAUAUAAGCACUAUAUUUAAUCAA
Messenger RNA from Chenopodium quinoa (quinoa), 1268 nucleotides. Its product is annotated as transmembrane protein 45A-like. The transcript has a single exon. Bases 72 to 968 code for a protein of 298 amino acids. NCBI's taxonomy places the organism in Eukaryota, Viridiplantae, Streptophyta, Magnoliopsida, Caryophyllales, Amaranthaceae. The record is from RefSeq and is a predicted model, not a curated record.